Emericellopsis cladophorae is the source of this 6111-nucleotide messenger RNA. RefSeq names its product Isoleucine--tRNA ligase. The coding region runs from base 1 to 6111 and encodes 2036 amino acids. NCBI's taxonomy places the organism in Eukaryota, Fungi, Ascomycota, Sordariomycetes, Hypocreales, Bionectriaceae. The transcript has 5 exons. Gene Ontology annotation, biological process: isoleucyl-tRNA aminoacylation. The record is from RefSeq and is a predicted model, not a curated record. Gene Ontology annotation, molecular function: aminoacyl-tRNA deacylase activity; tRNA binding; ATP binding.
AUGUCCAUCGACUUUCCCAAGGCAGAGGAGGCCGUACUCGAGCAAUGGCGCGAAAUCGGCGCCUUUGCGCGUCAGCUCGAGCUCUCCGAGGGCCGUCCUCGCUACACCUUCUAUGAUGGACCGCCCUUCGCGACAGGUCUUCCCCACUACGGCCAUCUCCUGGCAUCGACGAUCAAGGACAUUAUCCCCCGAUACUGGUCCAUGAAGGGCUUCCACGUCGAGCGUCGAUUCGGAUGGGAUACCCACGGCAUCCCCAUUGAGCACGAGAUUGACAAGAAGCUGGGCGUCACGGGCAGGCAGGCCGUCAUGCAGUACGGUCUUGACAGGUACAACGCCGAGUGUCGCGCUAUUGUCAUGCGAUUUGCGGGCGAAUGGCGCCACACGAUUGAUCGUUUGGGUCGCUGGAUCGACUUUGACAACGACUACAAGACCAUGGACCCGAACUUCAUGGAGUCAGAAUGGUGGGCUUUCAAGAGGCUCUUCGACAAAGGGUUGGUCUACCAAGGGUACCGCGUGAUGCCAUACUCCACGGCACUCACCACGGCCCUGAGCAACUUUGAGGCCAACCAGAACUACCAGGACGUGAACGACCCUGCGAUUGUCGUGUCUUUUCCCCUCGUUGAGGACCCGGACACAGCCCUUCUUGCCUGGACGACGACUCCCUGGACUAUGCCCUCGCAUCUCGGCCUCGCCGCCCACCCCGACUUCGAGUACAUCAAGGUCAAGGACGAGAAAUCCGGCAAGACAUAUAUCAUCCUGGAGAACCUCCUGACGACGCUCUACAAAGAUCUCAAGAAGGCCAAGUACACCAUCACCGGUAAGAUCCUCGGCAAGGAUAUGCUGGGCUGGAAGUAUCUGCCUCCCUUUGACUACUACUACGAGGACUUUAAGGAUGUCGCCUUCAAGGUUCUCAACGCCACAUACGUGACGGCCGACAGCGGUACCGGUAUCGUUCACCAGGCCCCCGCUUUUGGUGAGGACGAUUACAACGUGGCCGUGGAGGCUGGCAUCGUCACGGAGAACCGCCCGGCCCCUGACCCAAUCACGGACACUGGCAAAUUCACAGCGCGCGUCCGUCACUUUGAGGGCAUGCACGUAAAGGAGGCAGACAAGCACAUCAUCAAGCACCUGAAGAACGAGGGCCGUGUCGUCGUUGAUUCUAUGCUGAAGCAUUCAUACCCAAUGUGCCCACGGUCAGAUACUCCUCUGAUCUACCGUGCUGUACCUUCGUGGUUCAUUCGCAUCCCUGAGGUCGUCCCAGACAUGCUGAAGAACAUCGAGGGGACACACUGGGUGCCCUCCGCUGUCAAGGAACGCCGCUUUGCCAACUGGAUCGCGGGCGCCCGUGAUUGGAACGUCAGCAGAAACCGAUACUGGGGCACUCCCCUCCCUAUCUGGGUCAGCGACGACGGCGAAGAGCGCGUCUGCGUUGGAAGCGUGCAAGAACUGCGCGAACUGAGCGGCCAUGCCGAGGAGAUCAACGAUCUUCACCGAGACAAGAUCGACCACAUCACUAUCCCUAGUAAGCAGGGCAAGGGUGACCUGAAGCGUGUCGAAGAGGUCUUUGACUGUUGGUUCGAGUCUGGCAGCAUGCCAUUCGCUAGUCAGCACUACCCCUUCGAGAACGUGGAUAAGUUCGAGGCAUCCUUCCCUGGCGACUUCAUCGCUGAGGGUCUGGAUCAGACUCGUGGUUGGUUUUACACGUUGGUCGUCAUGGGAACUCACCUGUUCGGCCAGGCUCCGUUCAAGAACUGUGUCGUCAAUGGCAUUGUCUUGGCCGAAGACGGCAAGAAGAUGUCCAAGCGUCUCAAGAACUACCCCGACCCUAACGUCAUCAUGGCCAAAUACGGAUCUGAUGCACUCCGCUUGUAUCUCAUCAACUCACCCGUGGUGCGCGCUGAGCCCCUGCGCUUCAAGGAGUCUGGUGUGAAGGAGGUUGUGCAAAAGGUGCUCCUCCCUCUCUGGAACAGCUACAAAUUCUUCGAGGGCCAGGUAGCGCUUCUCAAGAAGGCCGAGGGCGUCGACUACAUGUGGGAUCCGAGCAUGGAGUCGAGCAACACCAACGUCAUGGACCGCUGGAUUCUAGCCAGUUGUCAGAGCUUGCUCGAGUUUGUGAACGAGGAGAUGAAAUUCUACCGCUUGUACACAGUCGUACCCCGUCUGCUGGAGCUCAUCGACAACACGACAAACUGGUACAUUCGUUUCAACCGCCGCCGCCUCAAGGGUGAGGGUGGCUUGGACGACACCCUUCACGCUCUCAACGCGCUCUUUGAGGUGCUCUAUACGCUUUGCCGUGGCUUGGCGCCCUUUACACCAUUCCUGACCGACAACAUCUACAAGAGGCUGCUGCCUCAUAUCCCCGAGAAGCAGCGUGCCAAGGAUGCUCGUAGUGUGCACUUUCUCGACUUCCCCGAGGUCCGCAAGGAGCUCUUCGACCCCGUCGUUGAACGAAGGUUCGGCAGGAUGCAGAAGGUCAUCGAGCUCGCCCGUGUAUCGCGUGAGCGUCGUGCUAUUGGCCUGAAGCACCCGCUCAAGACCUUGGUGGUCAUCCACCGUGAGCCCCAAUACCUGGAGGACGUCAAAUCUCUGGAGAAAUACAUCUGCGAGGAGCUUAACAUCCGCGACUUGGUGCUCACGUCGGAUGAGAACAAGUACAAUGUCCAGUAUAGCGUCGUAGCCGACUGGCCCGUGUUGGGAAAGAAGCUGAAGAAGGAUCUGGCCCGGGUCAAGAAGGCACUGCCCACUCUGACGAGUGACCAGUGCAAGGCCUACGAGACGGAGAAGUCCAUCGUGGUUGAUGGAAUCCCUCUUGGGGAGGGCGACCUGGUUGUGCGCCGUGGCGUGAAGGAGGACGAGACGUCCAAGAACCUCGAAACCAACACGGACAGCGACGUUCUGACUAUCCUGGACACGGAAAUACACCCUGAGCUAGCCCAAGAGGGUCUGGCCCGUGAAGUCAUCAACCGAGUGCAGCGUCUGCGCAAGAAGGCUGGUCUACAGCCUACCGAUGACAUCAAGAUGGAGUACAAGGUGCUCACUGACCCUGAGAGCAUCGGUCUGGAGGAAGUGUUCUCAUCACAAGGGGCGUUUUUUGCGAAGUCGCUGCGCCGGCCCAUUGACAAGCAGGCUGGCUCGGACACGGAAGGGCUCAUCGCAGAGGAGGAUCAAGAGCUGCAGCAGGCAACGUUCUCGCUUCGUGCUCCGCCUUCUGAUGAUGAAGGCGCAAGCUUCACCGAGUCGGCGCGCUCGGUGAAGGAACCUUACUACUCAAACGAAGAAAUCGCCAUCCUACACUCGAUUGUUGCUGCUGCGGAAGAGCGCGUCAAUCAUGGCCGCGACCCAAAGCCUUUGCCAGUCGCGGCGCUCUUUCAAGCAUACGACGACAUCUUGCCCGAAUACGGAAUCGACCCCGACGAGGACAAGCACUUCUCCGCCUUCAUUUUCCGCAUUGGGGGCGAGGAGGAGCACGCGACGCUGGGGGACAAGUUCCAGGCUAUCCUGGGCUGCAUGGGGAUAGCCCUCGAAUUUGGCGACGAUACUUCAGCCUCCCUCCACAACUCCUCUCAGUCCCAGGACGACGGACAAUCGACGCGACCGCUGGAUGCCAGAAAGGGCGAUACGUCUGCUUCCGUCACUGUCCCGCCCGUGGGGAUCCGAAGAUUUGAGCAGCCAAAACCGACUGUCGCCGAAUAUGAGUCGGACGAAACGAAGGAAUCUUCUGGUUCGCCUGAAUCGACUCAACCUGCGAAUCAGCAUCACCACAAUGGGAUCCAAGAUUCGUGGGACGAUUCAAGUUUUGAUGCUGAUCCCGAGGCUGAAGCAGCGCUUCAGGCCGCUAGACAAGUCGCUGCGACCAAUGCGUUGAAUCGAUGGCGGGAUGCUGUCGCUGCCAGACACUCGAGGGAACCAGAGGCAGUAUCUCGUGCAAAACAUGGGAAGCAGGCUCCUGCAUCUCACCCUCCAGUCGCUCCAAGCAACGGCAUAGUGCAGGGCGUCCAUUUCGAACCAGACCGGCUUUUCCAACAGCUGCAGCCAGUAGAGGAGACGACGGCCGAGUAUCGGCUCGACGAGCGUCCACAACCAUUCCGCACACCUGCUGAAUCAAGGAUACCGACGCAACAACGUCGUUCCCUACUCUCGGCACUGGAUAUGUGGAGGCAUUCCAAGGAGCAACACAAAGGGCAAGCAGCCAGUGCGCAAGGCCCAGGAGCAGCAGGGACAAGACCGGAUGCGCCGACGACGAAGAAGCCGCUUGUGUUGCCCGCAGCGACAGAAGCGACUUCUCCACAGGACGUGGGAGGAACGUGGAGGCGGUCACUGGAGAGAGCGGUAGCAUCGUCAAAUCAGCCGCCGUCACCAAAGGCGAACAAGCCAUUGGAGACACCAAGACAGGCGCAGAAGCUCACGGCCGCCGCGCAAGCAGAAGAGCAGAGAAUGCAAGCUAUUGCAGCCCGGGCUCGUGAAAUCUUCCUUGCCAGCAAAGUGUUCAACCACUGGGCCGACAAGACAGCGCGGCGGCUUGAGCGAGAGGCUGUGGCCCGACGCCAUAUGAUCCGAUUCCGCUGCUUCCAUGCUUGGAGCCAGUUGCCCACUUCAAGGCUGCCCGGGGUGGACCAUCUUCGAGUCGCCACCGCUUCGCAGAAGCUCAAGCGAGCUGUGGCGGAGAACGAAGAACAGCUUCGCAUUUCCGCUUCGGCGUCAUACAAUUCGCACAGAAGCAAAAAAGUAACAGCUGUCCUUGACAGGUGGCGAUGUGUUAUCAGAGCGGCAGACACUCGCCAAAAGGUCGCGGUGCGUGAACGCUUAAACACUGCCAGGCGAUGGAUGCGUCGCGCUGACAACGACGUGAGCCUGGAAGCCGCUCUUCACACUCAUCGACAUUUAAUGCACAAUCUGAAUGCUUUGAUCAGAUGGCAAGGCAGGGCAGAGCUUGGAGCGGCCAGACAACAAGCGUCAGUACAACUGGGAUUCGAGAAGAGGGCACACGACCUCUUGAGGAUCUGGUGGGAUCAGGCCGAAGUUGGCAGACGAGCUCAGGCUUAUCGCCAAGCUUACCUCAUGGAUAAGGCCAGCCACGCAUUCGAUCUCUGGAAUCUGCGGGCUAGGGCGCAAGCCUUCAAGUGGAGGAACGAAUAUGUCUCUGCCACCCGCACUUUUGACCUCUGGGAGCGCGGCGCCAACGACAACGUGCAACGACAACGUGCGGUUGCUGCUCAUUAUGAGUUGCGCGCGCGCGCAAGAGUACUAUCAAAUGCACGCACAUGCAUAUCUCAGCGCGCGCAGCUGAUCAGGCAUAACAACAACGCCCGUCUAUAUAUAUGCGCUACACGGCUCCUGGACAUAGUGCAAAGGACGGUGGCUCGUCAGCAAGCACAGGAUAAAGCGACGCUCAGGAAGAGGUUGGAAGAGGUCUACCGUCGCUUUAGCAAAGAGAAGAAGAAGAGAUCCUGCCUUGCAGCCGUUGACAGGUGGCGCGCUGCGGCCACUCGCGACCAACACGAAGUCGAUCGGGCGUCGAGGAUCCGGGCGACUAACGAGCAGGCGCAAAGGGUGGCGAUGCUAGACACCUGGGCCGGCCGAACGAUUGAGCACCAACAAACCAGUUACCAAAUGCGGCUUCGCCACGCGGUGAAUUUCCUCAACAGCUGGAGCGAACAAGCGGUCUACCAUCAAGAACAAGAUGGAGUGGCUCGGGAGACGUGGAUCUCCAAGAAGCGAUCGCAUUACCAGAAAACAUGGUCGAAUUCGGCCAUUCAACAAGGUGGCCAGGCCCAUACAGCUGUUGCUCUCAGCAGGCGCUAUGCUCGCAGCUCGCGGAACAAGGCUUUCCAGCGGUGGAGAGGACAGUGUCUCCAGGACGAAACCAUUGCUGCACGUCAAACGCCUGCAAGAGCGUCUCAUGGAAGGUCAAGUCUGAUGCACACCACAUCACCUGGCCGCGAGUGGAAUGUUUGCAAGGACAAUGCCGCCCCUCAGAGAAGCAGACGAGGGUACAUCGCCUUUACUCAGCCCGACAGGCGCAAGCAGUGGUGCGCAGCUCGAACAGGGGCCAAGGCGAUUCCCGAGAUUACUCCCAGCGACGCCAAACGUAGCUUCCUCGACAACACCUAG